Molecule: messenger RNA, 1581 nt
Organism: Metarhizium acridum CQMa 102
Lineage: Eukaryota; Fungi; Ascomycota; Sordariomycetes; Hypocreales; Clavicipitaceae
Gene: GDA1
Product: Guanosine-diphosphatase
Biological process (GO): protein N-linked glycosylation
Cellular component (GO): Golgi apparatus
Molecular function (GO): hydrolase activity
Source: RefSeq, a predicted model, not a curated record
AUGAAGGAACAGUGGAUGUCACAGUCGCAAAAGACUCGAUGGGUCAAGACUGCCGCGAUUGUCUUGUCCGUUUGUCUGCUAUUCUACUGGCUGUCGCCGAGAGGCGUUGACGUCCACAGUGAGAUCUCUCACAAGACCGGCCACGAAACCGGCACCACGAGCACUACCCCUGACGUCAACAAACCCAACGAUGGCCAGGUGCCUACCGACUCAUCCUACGGAACCACUCGGUGUACCAAGUCCUACUCCAAAGAUAAGCCGAUUGUUCAGUAUGUCCUCAUGAUUGAUGCUGGCAGCACCGGCUCCAGAAUCCAUGUGUACAAGUUCAACAACUGCGGUCCCGUUCCCGAGCUUGAGAGCGAAGAGUUCAAGAUGACAGAAAAAUCUGUCGGGGGUCUCAGCAAGUACGCCGACGACCCUAUCGCCGCCGCCAAAACUCUGGAUCCCCUGAUGGCUGUCGCUAUGGAGAACGUCCCCGAGAAGCUCAAGCGAUGCAGCCCCGUCGCUGUCAAAGCCACCGCCGGUUUGCGCAAGGUUGGACCCCAGAAGUCCGACGCUAUCCUCAAGCAAGUGCGCGAACAUCUUGAGAACGUCUAUCCUUUUCCCGUUGUCUCUGAUGAAAAAGGUGGCGUUUCUGUCAUGGAUGGCGCCGAUGAGGGUGUCUACGCAUGGAUCACGACCAACUAUCUUCUCGGCAAAAUUGGUGGUCCCGAUAAGAGUGAGACUGCUGCUGUUUUCGAUCUCGGUGGCGGCUCGACUCAGAUUGUUUUCCAGCCUACCUUUAAGGCGGCCAAGGCUGGUGGCAUGCCUGAAAAGCUUGCCGAGGGCGACCACAAGUUCUCUCUUGACUUUGGCGGCCAGAAGUUCGAACUGUACCAGCAUUCUCACUUGGGCUAUGGUCUGAUGGAGGCCCGCAACGCUAUUCACCGGCUCCUUGUAAACGACAUGAAGAAGUCCAAGGUAGAUGACACCACCUGGCAAACCAAGCCAAUCGUACACCCUUGCAUUACCCCCGGCCGCACUCGCGAGAUCGAAGUCGAGUUUGACAAGGAUACCAAGAAGACGUACAACUUCACUGGUCCCGCCGAGCCCUCCGCUUCGCACGCCUCUCAAUGCCGCAGCCUCGCCGAACGAAUCCUCGAAAAGGACAAGGAAUGUAAGCUCGCUCCCUGCUCGUUCAACGGUGUUCACCAGCCAUCUCUCGCAAAGACCUUUGCCAAGGAGGACGUAUAUAUCUUCUCUUACUUUUACGACCGCACCCACCCCCUCGGCAUGCCCGACUCCUUUACUAUCCGUGAGCUCCAUGAUCUAGCGCAGACUGUCUGCAAGGGCCAAACGGGCUGGGGCACUUUUGACAGCGUUCCCGGUGCUCUUGAAGAGCUCAAGGGUCGUGAGCAGUACUGUCUGGACUUGAAUUUCAUGACCGUGCUUCUGCAUCACGGAUACGACAUGCCUAUUGAUAGAGAGGUCAAGAUUGCCAAGAAGAUCAAGGGCAACGAGCUGGGAUGGUGCCUGGGUGCUAGCUUGCCUCUCUUGGAGGCCGGCUCUGGAUGGUCAUGCAAAAUCAAGCAAAUCUCAUAG